UACAAGCGUAACGGCUGAUAAGUUUCAAAAAUUCGCGUACAGUGAGAAUGUAAAAUUAAUACGUAAAAAUCGUAUUUUAAUAAUUAUACAUUCUAAAAUUAUUAGCAAUGGACAUCAAACAAGGACAAAGAAAACCACAAAACCGGCUUUUGAAGCUAUCUCUAAAGAAAAACAGGGUCAAAGUAGACCAAGAAACGAAGGAACUAAAUCGUAGUUCUGAUAUUAUGAUAAUCGACGAAUCUUUCGACAAAUUGGUCUCUGAUUUCCAAAACACCGUUCCAUCGAAAAUUUUCUCACCUAUUGUCAUCAAUGACUCAUUAAACACAACCAACGAAGAUGACAUAGUAACAAAUGACGAACCAAGUAAAUCUGGCAAUGUAUCUGUGAUCUCAAUAAAUGAUGUAGCGUCACCUAUUAAUAAUGAAAACAGCAGACCCAGCAUAGGUGGUUGGUCACCAGGGCAAAACAUAUUAUUUGCUACACCAAGAACAAAACCUGUACCCACCACUCCAAAAGAUGUACUCAACGAAUCCCUGGAACACUGCUCUACAUCAAAGAUACAACAAUCACAUCACAAACUGUUAAGUGAACUGUACGGCGAGACGUGGAAAUCUAUACCAUCGUUGUUUAAAUCUAUACGACAUAAACAUGACAAUAUUAAUGGAAUUUCCAAAAAGUUACACUUUGAUGACGAUGAAAGUGACAAGGAGAAUAUAAGACAUCUUUUGAAGCAAAAUAAAGAGUUAUACUUGACUGGGUCUGACUUGAAAAAUAGAAAAGGUGACAUAAGCAACAUCGAAAGGAAAUCUAAAAAGAAACUGUACACAGAAAAGGUUCCCAGUACACCAGAUUUACCUAAGCAACAACCGAAAUUGAAUAGAGAUGCAAAAACCACGAACACACCAGAACUGCCUAAGCAAUCAAUAAAACCCAAUAACAAUGUAAAAAUAACAAGCACUCCAAAACUACCUAAGCAGAAACCAAUGAACUUCAACAGAGAAGUAAAAACGACAAUAAAGAAACGUAAAGACAUGACCGUAACCGAAUUAGUGCGGGCUAUGCAGAAUGAUGUUGAUAAUUUGACAAAGAAAGUUCAAAGUGUACAUGUUACACAGAAUUCUGAUGAUCAUGUCAAAAGGCUAAGUUUUAUUGCUUCUUUGGCUGACAAUGUGCCAUCCUGGCGGUGUCACCCCGAAGCUCUGCAAUACCAUGACGACUACAAAACGCUCAAAGAAAAGCUCUCAAGGCGUCUUUAUGUGGAGUUUAAUAAAGUUGUAUUCAAUGACGCCAUGGAUUCUGAUAUGGUGAUCAUAUGGGAUGCAAAAUUCAGGAGUACUGCGGGUACAACGACAAAUCGCCUUAUAAAGACAGCGAGAGGUGAUCGUAUCCGGACGUCUAGUAUAAAGCUGUCUACAAAAGUGGUGGAUGCGGCUCAAAGGUUGCGGGAUACGCUCAUACACGAGAUGUGCCAUGCAGCCACGUGGCUCAUCGAUGGCGAGCUCAGAGCUGGUCACGGCCCUGUUUGGAAGAAAUGGGCCACGAGUGCACUGCACAAGUACCCAGAGCUGGGGGAGAUAUCCCGAUGCCACGACAUGGAGAUACACUUCAAGUAUUGCUACAAGUGCACCAAGUGUGGUUACAGCAUAAAACGUCACUCGAAAUCGAUAGAUAUAACGAAGAAGUGUUGCGGCUACUGCAGGGGAACAUUCGAGAUCAUUUUGAAUAAGAAAAACAAAGAUGGCGUCGUUGUAUCGACGCCGGCCAGGAAAGGAGGCCCCAACGACUUCGCACUGUACGUGAAGGAGAACUACGGAGCCCUAAAAACCGGCAGAACACAUGGGCAGAUAAUGAAAAUGCUUGGCGAACAGUUCUCGGCGAAGAAAAACAAUAAACAAUCCAGUGUUGAUAAUUUAAAUGAUUUAAGUAGCGAUUGAAGCUGCGAUAGCGCAGUGGGUAGGAGCUUGACUUCACUAUCGGGGCGCCGAGUUCGAAUCCCAGCAUGCACCUCUAAUUUUUUUUUUCUUAGCCGCAUUUUCAUUUUUUUAUCUUAAUUAAAAUCUCUAGUUAUAUACUAUAUUAUAUAUACCCCUACAUCCCCAUUUCCGGUGCUGAUAAUUUUACAUUAUACUAUUCCGUCUCUGAUUCUCUCACUCAAGUAAACGAAAUGAAAGUUAAAGCUAUUUUUGUACUGUCAUUUCGUUUACUUUAGGGAACGAGAGACCAUAGAUUUUCUGAAAAAAAAAAGACAUAUAAAAUUAAUGUACCAAAUACAUCAUUUAAUUGAGAAAAAAUAAGAGAUAACCUGAAAAUAACGUACGUACGUAACGUGAUCUUACUUUAGUAAGGCAUAUUAUGUCAAUAUUCUAAACGCAUUGACAUGACGGGUAUAUUGUUUAGUGUAUAUCUGUAUGUACAGAUGCGGGGCUUUAGUCAGAGAAUUUUUUUAGCGAGAAAAUUACCGUUUUAUUUCUAUAGAGAUAUUUGAAAGCAUCGAUAGACUGUCCACGGCUGGACAUAGGUCUUUAGAGUUAGUACCAAAACUUGGGACAUCUACGUCCAUCGGUUCUCCAAACUAUGUGGUAUUUAGAUUUGAUCACGUAGAGAUACUCAGAGCAUAGCUCUCUCCAUCGCCUUCAUACGAAGCCCAUAAUUAAUAGUUCGAAGACAGACAAUGACGAGUCGAGAUAAUUUUCUCGCGGUGCGCAUGCUAGCCCUGCUUGACCCGGUAGAAAAUUUGAAUUUACUGAUGCUUACAUUAGUAGUGUAUAUUCUACAUCAAUUUAUUGUAUUGACGGUUUUAAGACUUGGUAGGUAAGUAUACACUCGUUUGUUGAUGAAAAUAAUAUUAUUAUUAGACAUAUUUGUAAAUAUUUUAGAAAUAUUGUACUGGUUACAAUAACUAAAUGUAAUAAAGGCUGCUAAAAUAAUAAUGUACAUAUUUUGUAAAAUAUAUUAGAA
Molecule: messenger RNA, 2958 nt
Organism: Pararge aegeria (speckled wood butterfly)
Lineage: Eukaryota; Metazoa; Arthropoda; Insecta; Lepidoptera; Nymphalidae
Gene: Gcna
Exons: 9
Coding region: 108-1934 (608 amino acids)
Cellular component (GO): nucleus
Source: RefSeq, a predicted model, not a curated record